AUUGGCACUAUCUUCUUUUUCGCUGAGUUUCUUUGGAAAAAUCCGUUUGUCAGAGAACGAGCUCGUCAACUCGGAAUUCCAUCUUCACCAUAUAAAAUGCUGGGAUGUGCUUUUCACUUUCUCUUCAAACAAACAAGGGUGAUGAAAACGGCUUUGGAAGAAGCAAGAAGAUCGCUUUCCAGGCAUCCACCUCUUCUUGGAAUUCAUAUUAGAACAAGUGAUCACCAUUUUGGGAGUAAAAAUGAAUUUUCUUACAGAUCUCACAACACAUCAAGCUUUUUUAUAUGUGCUUUACAACAGAGUGCUUUCAUUCUAGCAAACACUCAUCACUCAAAUUUGACAACUUUACAAUGGUUUCUCGCUGCAGACGACCAAGAAGUCAAAGACAUGGCGAGGAAGAAUUAUUCAAACGAAAUAAUAUCUCUGGGAUUUCGACCCAUGCAUACAGAAUUUUCCAGUGGGUCAGUAGGUGCAAAAACAGUCGUGCGUGAUGUUUUAACUGAUGUCUUUCUUCUCGCUGAGAGUAGUUACCUCCUCGUAACUUCAGAAAGUACUUUGAGUAAUUUAGCGGCGGCUGUGGGUUUACACACUAAAGAAAGCAUUGGAGAUGGAGAAAAAUGUCUGGUAAACAGAACUUCCUUGCUUAAAAUCAUUCAAGCUAUCAGUAAUUAG
Porites evermanni is the source of this 672-nucleotide messenger RNA. NCBI's taxonomy places the organism in Eukaryota, Metazoa, Cnidaria, Anthozoa, Scleractinia, Poritidae. The record is from the annotation of a GenBank genome assembly.